Messenger RNA from Rhagoletis pomonella (apple maggot), 1488 nucleotides. RefSeq lists its product as uncharacterized. The record is from RefSeq and is a predicted model, not a curated record. Bases 1 to 1488 code for a protein of 495 amino acids. Lineage: Eukaryota; Metazoa; Arthropoda; Insecta; Diptera; Tephritidae. Gene Ontology annotation, molecular function: RNA-DNA hybrid ribonuclease activity; nucleic acid binding. The transcript has 2 exons.
AUGAGUGAAAAUAACGCUAAAGAAAUGUGGAAGCACCUCAAACAGGCGGCUUGUCUUGCAGAGGAUAACGAUGGUAUCAAAAAAGUUGUAAUAGAUGGUGUACUGGUUGAGAAUGAUACCGAAGUGGCUAAUAAACUGAACCUAUUCUUCAUAAACAGUGUGAUUGAAAUAAAUAGAAACAUACCUUGUUUUGACCUAGUAAUGAACAGUAGUCAAACCAACUGUAGUUUUAAAUUUUCGUAUAUAACAACCGCUGAAGUUAUAAAUAUUAUAAAAACGUUUAAAUACAAAAUUGGCGGACGAAAACUGUUAUCAGAUGGAGUACUGAAAGACUCUAUAGAGUAUUUAGGGUACUUCUAUGCACUUAUUAUUAAUGAUAGUGUGGAAAGUGGUAUUGUACCAGAACGGUGGAAAACGUCGACAGUGGUACCUGUCAAAAAAGUCAAAAAGACAAUACAACCAGAAGAGCUUAGACCAAUAAAUACCCUACCAAGUGAUGCCAAAAUAUUAGAAGUACAUGUCAAGAAUCAACUGAUGAUGUACCUCGAAGAAAAUAAAAUUUUAGUCCAACAACAAUCGGGCUUUAGGGAAAAACAUUCGUGUGAGACAGCCCUCAAUUUGGUGAUAGCUGAUUGGAAAGAAGAGCUAAAUAAUAAGAAUGUAGUUGUUUCGGUAUUCCUGGACCUCAAAAGGGCAUUUGAAACGGUGGAUAGAGACAUAUUACUAAAAAAACUGCAACGAAUUGGUAUAACUGGUACGGAGCUAGAAUGGUUUAGCAGCUACUUGAAGCAGAGAAGGCAACGAACUGUGAUAAAUACAGCGAUAUCGGAGGAAUUGGAAGUACCCAUAGGGUUACCACAAGGGUCGGUUCUGGCACCGAUAUUGUUCCUAAUUUACAUUAAUGAUAUUGUCAAUGCCGUCGAGGGAUGUGAAAUUCGACUCUUCGCCGACGAUGCAUUAAUUAUGAUAAGGUGCGGUGUCUAUAACUAUACGGACAAACGUGAGUACACUUUUAAAAUAAACUUCUGCGCGUCUUCAACUUAUGGCGAAUCAACAGCUAUUGUUAAAGCUCUUCAAAUUGCCAAAGAAACCGACUAUAACAAGAUACUAAUAUUUACAGACAGUCUAUCCGCUUGCAAACUUCUAGCCAAAGACAAGACCAAAAACCAUCUGAUUGCCGAAUGCCACAAACUAAUUCAAGAAGCGGACUUUUACAACGUGACCAUCAUUUGGACCCCUAGUCAUGUCGGGAUCUCGGGUAACGAGAUCGCCGACUCCUUAGCAAAAACAGCCGUUAACUGUGAUAACACUCUAGAAUCUAAGCUUACAAUCGAAGAGGCUUUAACAAGCAUACGCAACUCCAUUCACAACAAAUGGUAUGAAGAAUUUCUUGCCUUCUCCAACAACAAGCACAAUCUCUUUGCACAGAUCUGCACUCAGAAACGAAAAAAGACAUGGUUUUUCAAAUUUAAAAUUAACCCAAAAUAG